GGCGAGCAUGGCGGAAGCGGCGGAGGCCGGCGAUGCCGACGGCCGCUGCGUGCGGCUGAGCGCCGAGCGGGCCCGGGCGCUGCUGGCCGACGUGGACACGCUGCUGUUCGACUGCGACGGCGUCCUGUGGCGCGGCGAGACGGCCGUGCCCGGCGCGCCCGAGGCCCUGCAGGCGCUGCGGGCCCAGGGCAAGCGCCUGGGCUUCAUCACCAACAACAGCAGCAAGACCCGCCAGGCCUACGCCGAGAAGCUGCGGCGCCUGGGCUUCGGCGGCCCCGCGGAGCCCGACGCCGGCCCCGAGGUCUUCGGCACGGCCUACUGCACCGCGCUCUACCUGCGCCAGCGCCUGGCGGGCACGCCGGCCCCGAAAGCCUACGUGCUGGGCAGCCCGGCCCUGGCCGCCGAGCUCGAGGCCGUGGGCGUCGCCAGCGUGGGCGUGGGGCCCGAGCCGCUGCGGGGAGACGGCCCCGGCGACUGGCUGUCGGCGCCGCUGGAGCCCGGCGUGGGCGCCGUGGUGGUGGGCUUCGACCCGCACUUCAGCUACAUGAAGCUCACCACCGCCCUGCGCUACCUGCAGCAGCCCGGCUGCCUGCUCGUGGGCACCAACAUGGACAACCGGCUGCCCCUGGAGAACGGCCUCUUCAUCGCCGGUACCGGCUGCCUCGUCCAAGCCGUGGAGAUGGCGGCCCAGCGCCAGGCUGACAUCAUAGGCAAGCCCAGCCGCUUCAUCUUCGACUGCGUGUCCCAGGAGUACGGCAUCGACCCCGCGCGCACCGUCAUGGUGGGUGACCGCCUGGACACCGACAUCCUGCUGGGCGCCACCUGCGGCCUCAAGACCAUCCUCACCCUCACGGGCGUGUCCACACUCGGGGACGUGCGGCGCAAUCGGGAAAGUGACUGCGUGUCCAAGAAGAAGAUGGUCCCGGACUUCUACGUGGACAGCAUCGCCGACCUCCUGCCCGCCCUCCGGGGUUAAAGGUCGGGGCUUUUUCACUCACAGAAUAAAAGAGUUGAAAACCA
Messenger RNA from Ochotona curzoniae (black-lipped pika), 1020 nucleotides. RefSeq names its product glycerol-3-phosphate phosphatase. Gene Ontology annotation, cellular component: cytoplasm. Gene Ontology annotation, molecular function: sn-glycerol 3-phosphatase activity. The coding region runs from base 8 to 976 and encodes 322 amino acids. Lineage: Eukaryota; Metazoa; Chordata; Mammalia; Lagomorpha; Ochotonidae. The record is from RefSeq and is a predicted model, not a curated record. The transcript has 2 exons.